ACAAAAACAAAUAACUGAUGAUGGAUCAAACAAACUAAUAAAGUAAACAAUUGAGUUGAGUGGUUUGGUUUAUUUGACAUAGACUUAUCUUAACUAGAUUUGUGAACUUUAAGGUUGGUUGCAUCAUGUCAAGUCCUCAGCGAGAGAAGAGAGAGUCAAUCUUUGACGAUAAUAUCAAGCCAGAACAACCCAGCGCCAGCUAUUCAGAGCACAGUUUGUCCAGCAUUGCAUCCCACGAUGAAUGCUUCCGGUCUGGCCAACAUGCUGAAAAAAGUCUUGGCAGAAUGGAAACUUACCUGUUAAAGAAUCAGCUGACAGAUGUUACAUUAAUCGCAGGCAGCCGCCAGAUCCCUGCUCACCGGCUAGUGCUGAGCGCCGGGUCGGAGUAUUUCUCCGCAAUGUUCACCAGCAACCUGCGCGAGUCUUGUCAGAGCGAGAUCGUACUGCAGGAUGUUGAUGGGGAGGCACUCUGGGACUUGGUACACUUCUGUUAUACAGGUAGGAUAGAGCUACGUGAGGAGACGGUAGAGACUCUGCUAGGAACUGCUUGUCUUCUGCAGCUCAGUGAGGUGGUCGAGGCUUGCUGCGCAUUCCUCAAGAAGCAGCUUCAUCCGUCCAACUGUAUCGGCAUCUGUCUGUUCGCUGACACCCAGGGCUGCGUGUCUCUUAGAGACGCGGCGCACAACUAUACAACUGAACACUUUAUGGAGGUGAUUCGUAACCAAGAGUUCCUUUUGUUGCCAGCCGAAGAAGUCAGUAAACUGCUGGCCUCCGAUGACCUAAAUGUUCCAUCUGAAGAAAUGAUAUUUCAUGCCCUAAUGUCUUGGCUGAACCAUGAUGUUACGGCUCGCAAGAAAGGGAUCAGCAAACUACUGAGCCUCGUCAAACUUCCUCUAUUGACUCCUUCGUUCAUCGCUGACCACAUUGAGACGGAGUUGUUGUUUCGUGAGGACCGAGCAUGUCAAGAGUUGAUCAUGGAGGCCAUGAAGUAUCACUUGCUGCCAGAACGGCGGCCGAACCUUCAGUCGGCGAGGACACGACCUCGCAAGUCUACUGUCGGCGUGCUGUUUGCUGUUGGAGGCAUGGAUGCUAAUAAAUCUGGAGCCACCAGUAUAGAGCAGUACGACCUGAGAGCCGACAAGUGGAGCCAUGUAGCCCACAUGUCAGGACGGAGAUUGCAGUUCGGCGUGGCCGUAGUCGAGGGUAAACUCUACAUAGUGGGUGGUCGCGACGGACUGAAGACACUCAACUCUGUAGAGUGUUUUGACAUCAAGACGAAAACCUGGAGCAACCUGCCUCCUAUGUCCACUCACCGCCACGGACUGGGUGUGGGAGUGCUGGAAGGACCGCUGUAUGCUGUAGGUGGUCAUGACGGCUGGAGCUACCUCAACACAGUAGAGAGGUGGGACCCUCACACUAGACAGUGGUCGUAUGUCGCCCCAAUGUCUACUCAGCGGUCGACUGUGGGUGUGGCUGUGCUCAACGGCAAGCUGUACGCAGUAGGAGGGCGAGAUGGCAGCUCCUGUCUGCGUUCCGUAGAGUGCUACGACCCUCACACCAACAGAUGGGCUCCUUGUGCUCCAAUGGCCAAGCGGCGAGGAGGUGUUGGAGUGGGGGUAAUGAACGGGUACUUGUAUGCUCUGGGAGGACACGACGUUCCUGCCUCAAACCCUUCUGCCGCUCGCUUUGACUGUGUCGAAAGGUAUGACCCCAAGACAGACACAUGGACCACGGUGGCCAGUAUGAGUGUAGGGAGAGACUCACUGGGAGUGUGUCGUCUGGGAGAUCGUCUGCUAGCGGUCGGAGGUUACGAUGGACAAUCCUACCUGCGACUGGUAGAAGCUUACGACUCGCAGACCAAUGAGUGGCAACAGGUCGCUCCUCUCAACACUGGCCGCGCUGGGGCUUCAGUCGUCGUCGUCCAAAACUCCUCGUAAAACUGUUCAUUCUUUCACCCUUUGUCUUUCAUCGUUUAUUAACAUUCCUUUUCAGUAUGUAUGGUUAUGGCCAUAGGUUUUUACAUCUCGUUUUAUUUAGUUCGUAAAUUUCGCCAUGACAUGUAUCAAGGCUUAAGUUUUUGUUCAUAUUACUUAUUAUUACAUCCCAAUGUGAUCAUU
Molecule: messenger RNA, 2117 nt
Organism: Macrosteles quadrilineatus (aster leafhopper)
Lineage: Eukaryota; Metazoa; Arthropoda; Insecta; Hemiptera; Cicadellidae
Product: kelch-like protein 5
Exons: 14
Coding region: 126-1937 (603 amino acids)
Molecular function (GO): protein binding
Source: RefSeq, a predicted model, not a curated record